GUCUCUCCCAUUUCCUCAUUUUCACCUUCUUUCUCAUCCCAUUUGCAUUCUCUUCUAUCUUCUCUCCAAUGGACCCUCCUACUUCUCACGAACUACUCUUCUUUUCUCUCUUCUCUCUCCUAAUCCUCAACUCGGCACAAGCCAUAUGUGUGCCGCGCAAUUCAGCACCAACAUGGGAUUUGUCUCCAUCUCCAAAUUACCCGCAGCCUCCUGCGUCGACCCCAGCACCGGAGACAAGUCAGCCUUCAGUGUCAACCCCAGCAUCGAAGGAGAUCCAAUCAGAUUCAAUUUCCUCCCAAGGCAACGAUGCGUCAGUCCUUUCUGUCUCUAAUCCUGCAUCACAGUCAACCCUUCAAACCACUCCAACCCCGCCAACAAAAUCAGCAAUGUCUUUUUUGUCAAAUAUGGUAAAAUCAGUUCCACUGCUAAACCAAAACAGUGAUCCCGCGCUCAAGAAAAUAUGUGACUCCACUGACUAUCCCGACGUUUGCCUCUCAGCAGUUGUGCCUAAAUUGGGAGGCAAAAACGACCUACCAUCUGUUAUUGAAAUGGCAAUAAAGGCGGCUUCUGAAUACACGAAAGUGGCUGUGGACACAGCUACAAAAUUGGCUAGCAAUCCCGGAAUUCCUCCUAAAAUGGCAUCCAUAAUCAAUGACAUCAGGGAUAGCUAUAGCGACGCGUUGGACAAUUACAAUGAAGCGAUGGAGGCACUCCAGAAGCACGAUGUUGGCACGAUGAAUAGCAUGCUUAGUGCUGCCAUUACUGAUUUCAGCGAUUGCGAUGAUGAUCUUGCAGGGCAGAGUUCACCAUUGUUGGAAUUUAAUGGCAAGCUUAGAAAGAUGACUAGCAAUUGUCUUGCCAUUGUUUCUUUGAUUCAGCAGUGAUUUGAUUCGCUUGUGUUUGUGUCUUAUAAUAAUUUAAUUACCAUCAUGGUCUAUACUAUUUUUGUUCUGGUAUUAUGUUUUUUAAUAUUGAGAAACAGAUCCAUAUAGGAUGUUUUUUGGAGAUGGUUCGUAUAGGAAUAAAAACGAAAGCUUGUACCACAGUAUGAUAUGGAAGUUCUACAGCCUUUGUUGUACCACUUUUGGUCAUAGGGCUUGUCAUGCUGGAGUUACUCUUUUGGUGAAGAUUAAUAGAAACUUAAUUUUAUCGUUUGAAAUGAGUUGAAU
Molecule: messenger RNA, 1169 nt
Organism: Camellia sinensis
Lineage: Eukaryota; Viridiplantae; Streptophyta; Magnoliopsida; Ericales; Theaceae
Product: pectinesterase 2
Molecular function (GO): enzyme inhibitor activity
Source: RefSeq, a predicted model, not a curated record